AUGGAACCCCCUCUGAACAACACGAAAUUCAAUCUGGAUGUCAGUGGCAUCGUGGGCUUCUUAGGAGGAGGAGAAGCAAUUUCAGCCAUGGAAAGCAUGCAUUUCUACAAGUAUCGGAAAUGGCUCAGCUGGUAUAAUUCACCCGGUUCAUAUGAUAUCGCCAAACACUACGGCCGACUGGCAAGAUCUCGGAUAUGGGAUGGCAUUUACCCCGGACCAAAUGAAGAACCAGCCGAACUUUUAGGGCUAGAUGGGGAGCAAGGACCACCAUAUCGAGGUGUUGUUUCUGGCACCACUUUAAAUGACACCGGACACGUUGGAUACGUUUUUGCUCAAUAUUGCCGCAACGCGAAAGCAACCCCAUCCCAGUACUCCUCGGAUCCCAUCUUCACCACACAGACAACGGACGAUCAAGGUCCAAAACCCCAACAAAGGAAACGCAAGACAAAAGUGAUGAACGUUGUUGUUGUUGACUUCGACAAUGUCGAAGACAAUGACGACAGCGUAGAGAAGGGGUCUCACCUUACAUUGGACAGCAAGGAAUUUCCUUUCUGGUCGGUCGCUGUGGCUUCGAUACCAAUCUCACUCAACAUCGCCUACUGCAUUCUUUGUGGCUUCUAUACCGAAUGGUACGCUUUUGGCGUUAUCCUAUACGGCAUACUUUGCAACGGAAUAGCGUGCUACUUCAUCGGGUCAACCGAGAUAUACCUCACACAUACCAUCCCUUCGCCACAUUCACCCCCGGGGAACGGAAUCUUGGCAUGCAAGUCCGAUACCCUCAUUGUCUGCAGAGGCUCGGAGAGAGCGAUCAAUCACGUUGUCAAAGCCAAGUUUGUCGUCCGGUAUGGCAAGGAAGGUGAUGAUCAGACGUACCACAUGAUUGGUUUCAGCGCAAUGUCAUUGACGAUUCAAUUUAUCGCCCAACUCUUUCUCAUCCCUCUCAGCGGCCUGUUUGGGCAAAUAAUGUUCCUUUCGACGCUCGCCAUUUCUUGGAUCUACAACGCAUACCUCUCAUCCAUCGAUAAGGGACGGCUUCAACAACAACUUUUAGAGCGACAUCUUUUUGGAGACGAUUCAAACAAUAUGACCAAGUUGGAACUACCCACUAGGACGUCUGCGGUAGUCUUUGCGAUGCUUUGUGGAUUGCCUGAUCUUCGAGGCGAUCCUGACGCAAACGUCGAGUGCGCGAAGGGCAUAAUGUGCCACCUGCUCCCUACAGACACCAAGGUAUGGGGUCGGUGGCAUUAUUCAGUCUGUUCCAAAGUUCGCGACCUAUCGGAGAGGCAUUCAUCAGGGUCUGUCCGCCCUACCUCGGAACCAUUUAGAUUCACGGAGGAUGCUUGCCAGGGAUUUGAUGGAAAGGACAAAAGUUUGCUAUGUGACUUACUCGAGGACGCAAGGGGGGGCUACGAGUCCUAUUGUCAGUUUCUCGAUUCGGCCCGGCACACCCCAAACUCGAACUCACAAUCUGGCUCCGGGUCUUCUCUCUUGCAUACGUAUGUGUAG
Molecule: messenger RNA, 1506 nt
Organism: Pleurotus ostreatus (oyster mushroom)
Lineage: Eukaryota; Fungi; Basidiomycota; Agaricomycetes; Agaricales; Pleurotaceae
Exons: 1
Coding region: 1-1506 (501 amino acids)
Source: RefSeq, a predicted model, not a curated record